Messenger RNA from Diceros bicornis minor, 3127 nucleotides. RefSeq names its product 3-hydroxyacyl-CoA dehydratase 4 (gene HACD4). Gene Ontology annotation, cellular component: endoplasmic reticulum membrane. Gene Ontology annotation, molecular function: 3-hydroxyacyl-CoA dehydratase activity. The transcript has 7 exons. The coding region runs from base 207 to 896 and encodes 229 amino acids. The record is from RefSeq and is a predicted model, not a curated record. Gene Ontology annotation, biological process: sphingolipid biosynthetic process; very long-chain fatty acid biosynthetic process; fatty acid elongation. Lineage: Eukaryota; Metazoa; Chordata; Mammalia; Perissodactyla; Rhinocerotidae.
GCUCCCGCCGCUGCAGGAACUUCAGGAACUUGGUUUUCAUCCGGUGUCCACUGCACGACCUUGGGCUUUUUCUUUUUUGUAAAUUGCUGAGUGUGGAGAGGUCCCGCCCUUCCGCGCCUGCCCGCGGGGCCGCCCCUCCCGCGCUCCCGGCGGUGCCCCUUUCCGGACGGCGCUGGAGUGCCUGGCGGCGGCGGCUCCUGAGAUCCAUGGCGCUCCCCGCCCGGCUGCAGCCCAGGUAUCGGAAGAAUGCCUAUCUUUUCAUCUACUAUUUAAUCCAGUUCUGUGGCCACUCAUGGAUAUUGACAAAUAUGACAGUCAGAUUCUUUUCAUUUGGAAAAGAUUCCAUGGUUGACACUUUUUAUGCCAUUGGACUUGUGAUGAGACUUUGCCAGUCCAUUUCCCUCUUGGAGUUGCUGCACAUAUGUGUUGGCAUUGAAUCAAACCAUCUUCUUCCCAGGUUUCUGCAGCUCACAGAGAGAAUAAUCAUCCUCUUUGUGGUGAUCACCAGUCAAGAGGAAGUCCAAGAGAAAUAUGUGGUGUGCGUUUUAUUCUUCUUUUGGAAUCUAUUGGAUAUGGUUAGGUACACUUACAGCAUGUUAUCAGUCAUCGGAAUAUCCUAUGCCGUCUUGACAUGGCUCAGUCAAACACUGUGGAUGCCCAUUUAUCCUUUGUGUGUUCUCGCUGAAGCAUUUGCCGUCUAUCAGUCCCUGCCUUAUUUUGAAUCAUUUGGCACUUACUCCACAAAGCUGCCCUUUGACUUAUCCAUCUAUUUCCCAUACGUGCUGAAAAUAUAUCUCAUGAUGCUCUUUAUAGGUAUGUACUUUACCUACAGUCAUCUUUACUCAGAAAGAAGUGACAUCCUCAGAGUCUUCCCCAUUAAAAAGAAGAAAAUGUGAAGCACAGCAUUCCGAUGUGACAUAAGAAAAGACAGGCUUGUGGAUUCAGCUGCAGCAAACACAACCCGGAAAGCAUUCUGGUGGAAAAACACCUAGGAUUUGACAAAAACCCAUGAUGUGAAAUAAUUGCACUCCUCCUCAAAACUCUAGACAUAUCACAGCAGUGUGUUUCUCACACAUUGUAUUUUCAAAACAUAGUCUGAACAACCUGCUUCACCAAACUGUGGAUUUUAUACAAGUUACAAUUAUAUUGUGAAGCCUGAUUAUUUUCCUAUAAGGUUAAUGAAAAUAGGAGAUUAAUGGGAGUCAAUUCAAUUAAAUUGAGAAACCAAAGUCGUUAACCUAAAUUACAUCUAUUUACAUUUAUUUCUUUUCACUGCUGACUUCCCAAAUAGCAGCAGAUCUGUAGGAGGGGAGUGAUGUGAAAUAUGCUCUGCGGUUGUCUAGAAUAACAUAUUUUAUAGACAGAUGUCUCCAGAGUUAACAUCCACUGUAAACAUUAGAUACAUGUAGAAAAUUAAAGAAACAUUUCCCCAAACCCUGAAAGAGUAAUCGUUAAUAUUACUCAAGUUAUUUGAGCUUUGAUGCCUUAAAAGAGGAUCCUAAUGGGGGCCGGCCCCAUGGCGUAGUGGUUAAGUCCGGUGCUCCGCUUCAGUGGCCUGGGUUCGUGGGUUCGGAUCCUGGGCACAGACCUACACCACUCGUCAGCCAUGCUGUGGCAGCAACCCACAUAUAAAGUGGAGGAAGACUGGCACAGAUGUUAGCUCAGGGCUAAUCUUCCUCAAGCGAAAAAAGAGGAAGAUUGGCAACAGAAUAGACCUUUGGUAAAUACACAAAUAAUGCCCCAUAUUCCCUUUUUCUUUUUAAAAUCAGGCCAUAUACAUACCCUACAGGGAAAUAAAAGGUACAACAAUAUAGUAAGUCAUUUAAAGGAGGCAAGAAAAUUAAGAACUAGUGAUGUUUCAGAUUAUUUAUUACUGAAUUAUUAUUGCUAAUUAUUAGAAGUCAUAUAUAAAUCAUCACUUAUAAGUUUUGAAAAAUGCUCUUUUGAAGAUUUAAAAUACAUGUGAAUAACUAAUAGAAUCAUUUCUUUACCAUCACUAUAUCAUUCACUUUUCUUGAAAGAAUUAUAAAAUCUUAUUAUCCAGUAACUAUGUAAAAAGAGUACUAAAUAUUUUGUGACAGAAGAACCAGGUAAUUAAAAUGUAAUUAUAAAAAAAUGAGUAAUCUUAUUUCCACUAAAUGAAACAUUUGGAAAGAAACAAUUGAGUACUAAUAAAGAUAAUUGACAUCUUUAUAAAUUUAUUCAGAAUUUUAAAAUAAGUAUUAAAAUUAUCCUUUUAAGAAGCUACAUUUUUUUAAAGUUCUUUAUUUUAUUUCUAUAUUUAAAAAAAAUUACUGAAAUCUUUAGUGUGUAAACAGAACAGAAUCCCUUUGCAAAUUUUAGGUGACUUAGUCUAGCUUCUUCCUAAUAAAGAGGGCUACUUACAUUGCUAAAAUAUCACUAGAAUCACUAAAAUGAAGAGAAAGAAUUAGAGAAACUACACUUUAUUAGGUCAUUAUAAGAAAUUACAAUUCCAUUAUUAAAUGAUACUUUAAUUUUUAAACCAGAUUACCUAAAGAACCUUCCUAUUUCUUAAAAUAGAAGACCAAAAAUAAACACAAGUAUAUUUAUAAUUAUGGUAAUUUUGGAGUGGAGAUGAGGAUUGACAAUAAUUUGAGAUAUCUUCAAUAACUGUAACAUAAAAAAAUCUGUGAUUUUCUCUGGUGACAAUGUUACAAUUGUUAAUAUUACUGUGGUUGGUUGCCUAUAUUCAUAAUUGAAAGAAAUACUAAACUUUGUUAGAGGUUAGUGAAAAUAAGGAUGUAAUUUCUUUUCCCAUUCAAGUUCACGUUCCCCACAUUAAGAAACCCAGACAUCUAGUAAAACAUCUAGUUAAUUGGAUGUUACCCAGAUUGCAAAGUUGAUUUCUUUGGCUAUCUGUUUUAACCAUAUGUCCAUCAAAUCUCCAUUUCAUUUUGUUCAGUGUCAUCAAAUGCUUAGUUUCUCAAAUCUAAUUAAUAUAGAUGAAAUAGGAAACAAUUAGAUAUUUUGAAAGCAUAAGACAUAAUUUUUUAAAUGAUCUUUCUUUGGAGUUUCAAAUGCCAAGUUGCAUUGCCUGAAGUUCCAAGUAACCCAAGCUGAAGAGUAGUGAUCAACAUCAGCAGUGCCUCUGGUGCGGAAAAAAGGC